Messenger RNA from Cololabis saira (Pacific saury), 9852 nucleotides. RefSeq names its product collagen, type VII, alpha 1 (gene col7a1). The transcript is spliced from 119 exons. The coding region runs from base 177 to 9437 and encodes 3086 amino acids. Gene Ontology annotation, molecular function: serine-type endopeptidase inhibitor activity; protein binding. NCBI's taxonomy places the organism in Eukaryota, Metazoa, Chordata, Actinopteri, Beloniformes, Belonidae. The record is from RefSeq and is a predicted model, not a curated record.
GGGAUGCAGGAGUUCGGGGGUUGAGCUCGCAAGUGAAAGUGAGGUAGCGCUUUUUGAAGUUGUAACGUGGGCUGCAGAGGAUCGAAGUUUCUCUGAGCUGGCAGGUGGCUCGCAGGUGGAGGGCUGGACAGACAGACAGACCCGGUGCAACACGUACAUAUCCAUAGGCUGCAAAGAUGUGGAGCUGGUUAGUUGCCGUCACUGUUCUGCUGUCCUUCAUGAAACCGACUGAAGCUCAGGGACGGUGUAACAGUGUGCAAGCAGCAGAUAUUGUUUUCCUGAUCGAUGGGUCGUCCAGUAUUGGCCGACCAAACUUCCAACAGGUGAAGGGAUUCAUGACUGGAAUUGUAAAGCCAUUCGCUGGUUCUGUCAGUGAAACAGGAAUUCGGUUUGGAGCUAUUCAGUACAGUGACACCUCCAGGGUUGAGUUCACUUUCAAUACCCACUUGAACGGCACUGAGCUUGUCAGCGCAGUGCAGAAUGUAAACUAUAAAGGUGGAAACACUCGAACUGGGGCUGGUCUCAAGUUUGUGGCUGAUAACUUCUUCAACCCUUCUUCCAGUCGGGAUGUCUCAAAGAUCACCAUCCUCAUCACGGACGGGAAGUCACAAGACAGUGUGCAGGAGCCGGCACAGAAGCUGCGCAGUCAGGGAGUCAAGGUGUUUGCUACUGGUAUAAAAAAUGCAGACAGGAAUGAAUUGGCUCAGAUCUCCUCGGAGCCCAGCAGUGACUACACCUCCUUCGUUGGAGAUUUUAAACUGCUGAACACACUUGUUCCUCUCGUCACCCCUAAAGUGUGCUCGGCAGCAGGAGGAGUCUAUGCAAGUGACGAGGCAUUUUCUGGUCCAUCCAACAUUCAGUUCACAACCCAGACGACCGAUUCCCUCAGGUUUCGCUGGAGUCCUGCAGGCGGCCCCGUGACCGGCUAUGCCGUCCAGUAUGUGCCACUAUCUGGGCUGGGUCAGCCUAUCACAUCAGAAUUGCGUCAGGAGACUGUCAGUGCAAAUCAGAGGUUCUUCACUGCACGGGAGCUCCGGUCAGGAACAGACUACCUGGUCACUAUCAUCGCCCAGUAUCCCAACAGUGUGGGGGAAUCUUUUUCUGCCAAACAGCGAACAAGGUCGUUGCCGGGUGUCUCCAGUCUGCGUUUGGUUCAGGCGGGAUUCUUCUCUCUCUCUGUCGGCUGGGAUCAGCCCUCGUCUCCUGUGCAGGGCUACAGACUCACCUAUGGGCCACGAGGUCAACCAGCAGCUCAGCUACUGGAGCAAUCGCUGUCUUCAGACACAACGUCCGUCACACUGGAGUCACUUCAGCCAGACACGGAGUACGUCAUCAGCCUCUACCCUUUGUUCCCGAGAAAUGCUGCAACUCCGUCUAUCCUCAAUGCUCGCACGUUGGCUCUGGAGGCCGUGCAGCAGCUGUCAGUGGAGACAGUGUCCGAGGGCAGUGUUCGUUUGCGGUGGAGAGGUGUCAGUGGCGUGCGAGCGUACCGUUUGGUGUGGGGACCGUUUACAGGCGUUAAUGUGGAGACCGUGGAGGUUGCUGGUGACGGAGAGUUCUUCAUUUUGUCCAGUCUGCAGCCAGAUACCGAAUAUAUUGUCACCAUCAUCCCACUGUAUGAAGGCAACAUAGAGGGCCCUGUAGCCUCCGCCAGAUUCAAGAUAGAGCGUCAGGAGCAGCAGAUCCUCAGAGCAACUACCACGGGCCCCUCGUCAAUCCGCCUCAACUGGAGACUCAUUCAGGCCUCUCGAGGGUACCGUCUGGAGUGGAGUGAAGGGGAAGGGAGCCGUCCCCAGAGCUUAUCUUUUCCUACAAACACCAUCAGCUACGAGCUGACGGGCCUCCAGCCUAAGACAGAGUACAUCAUCACCCUCUACACCCUGUAUGACGGUCGUGAGGAGGCCACACCUGUCACCGCAGCUUCCAGAGAGGAGCAGCCAGUGGGAAGGGUAUCCAACCUGAGGGUGGUGGAGUCUCUGGGCAGCACUGUCAGACUUGGCUGGACGGGCGUAGCUGGGGCCACGCAGUACCGAAUCCUUCUCAGCACAGAGGGGGAAACGAAGGAACUUCGAACUAUCCCCGGAAACCAGACGACCCUUGACCUCGUAGGCCUGUCAGUGGGAGUGUCCUAUGGUGUCAGCGUCACGGCGCUGGUGGGAGAAUUUGAAGGAGAAACAGUCACGGUCUACAUCAAACCGGAACAAUCUUCAAGAAAAGUGACCAAUCUCAGAGUAACAAACGUAAGCAGUCGGCGACUUCGUGUCGCGUGGGAUGGAGUUAAUGAAGCAACAGGAUACAGGCUUACAUGGAGACAAGGAAAUGAUGCAGAGCAGGUCCGCCCUCUGGGAGCAGAGGCCACUUCUUUCACCAUCGAUGGCCUGCAGCCAGGUGAAGCACUGGCAAUCGGUGUUGCAGUUGUUGUUGAUCAACGUGUCGGAGAGGUGGUCACGCUGACUGCACGAACUAAUCCUGUUAAUGGAGUUGUGUCUGGAUUUCGCGUCGUUGACAUCUCAUCUCAAAGGAUACGCAUUGCAUGGUCCCCUGCGUCUAGAGCAACUGGAUAUAAGAUCACAUGGCUUCGUGAUGAUGGAGUGGAAACGACUCGUACGGUCACUGCUGACACUUCUUCCUACACCAUUGAUGGGCUUCAGCCAGAUUAUGCAUACAGUUUGCAGGUUACUGCACUGUUUGGCUCCCGAGAGGGAACCCCAUCUAUCCUGAACGUCAGGACUGAAUCAGAUCAGUCGGUUGUUGGGCCAGUAACAUCACUGCAAGUCCAGGAGACCCGGGGAGAGGUCGUCCGAAUCACUUGGACUGGUGUGCAGGGAGCGACGGCUUAUCGUGUUUCUUGGAAGAGAACAGAAGGUGGUGACGAGAGGAGCAAGGUGGUGAAUGGAGAUGUGACGGCAGUGGAUAUAGAGCAGCUUGACCCUGGAGUUCAGUAUGAGGUUCAGGUCAAGGCUUUGGUCCAAAACAGAGAGGGAACCCCUGUGUCUGUCAGAGUCACUACGCCGGGUUAUAAUACGGCGCCUCCUACGGUACUUAGUACAACUCUACGGGUGGCAGAGGUGACCCAAGAUUCUGCCCGGUUGGCAUGGACUCCUCUUCAAGCUGCCACAGGUUAUAUUCUUCGCUGGAAGGAUGAAACAGACAUCGGGCAAGGCUUGACCGUCACCCUGCCGUCGUCAUCCAACUCCUACCCGGUGACUGGGCUGCGUUUGGGCCGUCGAUACAGGUUUACCAUACAGCCCACCUUUGCAAAUGGACUGGGAACAGAAACCUUUGAAGAUCAGCGCACCGUGUGUGUGGGUGGACGUCUUGAUGUGGUGUUUGUGGUGCCUGGAUCUACUGAUCGGACGGGCCUGGCGAGACGUGUGCGCGAACUCCUAACCAGUGCAGCAGGGUCCCUUGCUACUAUUGGGUCACGUGACUCACAGGUGGGGGUUGUUGUUUAUGGCUUCAGAUCAAAAAUAUGGUUCGUGCUCAAUCGUCACAGCAGAUCUGAUACACUACUCCAAGAGAUUCAGUCCACACCUUUUGAUGAAAGCCCAGGAAAUAACAUUGGUGAGGCGUUGACAUUCACACAACAGUACCUUCUAAACAUCCCAGCUGGACGGAGACCAAGCGUGCCUGGAGCUGUUGUCAUCAUCGCUGACAGGAAAUCCGCGGACAACCUGACCCUUGCAGCCAGCAAACUCAGAGCAACAGGUGUGACUGUGCUAGCCGUGGGUAUCGGCCAAGCAGACGCAGAGGAGCUGCGCCGCACUGUGACGGAUGGCAGCACCCAGAACAUCCUGUAUGCUCAGAAUGCAGACCAGCUGAACACGCUGCACUCCAGUCUGGCCGACUUGCUCUGUGGUAUUGCCAGGGUAGAAAAGGUAACUACAGGCCAGUGUACCACUCAGUGCCCUCAGGGUGAGAAGGGAGAUCGUGGAGAAAAGGGUGACAGAGGCAGAGAUGGAAUAGAUGGACGUAAGGGGGAGUCGGGUCGGGAUGGUUUGCCUGGGAGGGAAGGCCCCAGAGGAGCCGAUGGACGUCCAGGUGCACCGGGCCAAACUGUCCCCGUUGACCCUUCACGGGUGGUAAAAGGGGAAAAGGGGGAAAGAGGUUUCCCUGGUAUUGAUGGGAAUCCAGGGUUGCCAGGACGAUCAGGUGCUCCUGGAAAUGCAGGUGUUCCAGGCUCACAGGGCUUACCUGGAAUCAGAGGAAACACAGGGGAGCCAGGUGGACAAGGCUUAUCAGGACUAAAGGGAAAUAAAGGUGAAAGGGGUGAACCAGCUUUACCUGGCAGCACUCUUCCAGGGAGGAAGGGCGAAUCUGGGAUACCAGGAAUACCGGGUACUCCAGGUCGACCAGGCAUUGAUGGGAUCAAAGGAAACUCUGGGGUUUCAGGUGCACCAGGUCAAGAUGGUCGCCCGGGGAUACCAGGAACACCGGGGCUUUCUAUUAAGGGAGAUAAGGGCAGCUCAGGAGAGAGGGGACCUCCAGGAUUCGGCAGUGGGGCGGCUGUGAAAGGCGACAAGGGCUCUGCUGGUGUUCCAGGAACUCCAGGGGCUCCAGGUCCUAGAGGGCCAGGGGGGGCAGAGUCAACGAAAGGAGAAAAGGGUGAUGCUGGUGCUGGGAUUCCUGGACUCCCAGGGAAGCAGGGAGAGCCGGGGGACAGGGGUCCCCGUGGGCCUGCAGGGGAAAUUGGCACCAAGGGUGACCGAGGGCAACCAGGUGAGGCUGGAACACAGGGAGACAGGGGGGAGAGAGGACCAACUGGUGAAACUGGCGAGAGAGGAGAUCCGGGGAAGGCAGGGAUCCCAGGAACACCAGGAUUGAGAGGUUUAGUGGGACCCAGCGGACCGUCAGGAGAAAAGGGAAGUGAAGGUGCGCGAGGCGAGCCGGGCAGAAGUGGUCAGGGUUUAGCAGGAAGGAAAGGAGACCAGGGGGAACGAGGCCAGCCUGGAAGUGAUGGUUCAAAGGGAGACAGAGGAGACACCGGACUAAGAGGAGAGAAAGGGUCUCCAGGCUCAGGAGGGUCAGGUGCUUUCGGUACCAAGGGAGAUCAAGGAGAGCGAGGACUUGCAGGUACUAAUGGACGACCGGGUGCCAAGGGGGAACCAGGUGAAGCGGGACAGAGCGGAGAAAACGGCCGCCAAGGAAUUCAAGGAAGGCCUGGUCUCUCUGGAAAAGAGGGAGAGAAAGGGGACAAGGGUGAUGACGGCACACCGGGGGAGUCUGGGCUACCAGGGAAGCCAGGAGAAAGAGGCCUGCGGGGACUGGUUGGCCAAACAGGACGACCGGGAGAGAAAGGGGACUUUGGAGACCCCGGAGAGAGCGGACGAAAUGGCAGCCCUGGACCUGCUGGGGCAAGAGGAGAUAGGGGAGAGCCGGGACCUCAAGGGCCUCCAGGACCUCCAGGAAAACUGCAGGGCACUGUCCAGGGCACUCUGAAAGGGGACAGAGGAGAGAAAGGUGAUGCUGGUGACCCAGGAGAACAUGGCGGCAAAGGUGUGAGAGGUGAAGUCGGACUUCCUGGAGCGCCGGGCCUACGCGGCACAGAUGGACUAAGAGGGCUCCCAGGCACAAGAGGUGAUGGAGGAGAAAGAGGAUCCCCUGGAGAGAAGGGAGAACGAGGAGCAUCAGGCUUAGACGGGCGUCCUGGUCUGGACGCUAAACCAGGUGCUCCAGGACCACCUGGACAGAGGGGUGACCCUGGGAAACCGGGAGACGCUGGGAGAGAUGGAUUGCCAGGAUUAAGAGGAGAGCAGGGUUCCCUGGGGGCUAUUGGGCCUGCAGGCAAUCCAGGAGUACCUGGUAAAGCAGGUGAAGAUGGUAAAGCUGGCCUCCCAGGCAAAAUGGGCGAGGAUGGCGUGCCAGGUGAAGAUGGGAGAAAGGGCGACAAAGGAGAAGGGGGAGCAGGUGGAAGAGAUGGGCGGGAUGGGCAGAAAGGGGACCGUGGUCCUGUUGGGCCAGGAGGCCCCUCUGGUCCCCCAGGACCUACUGGAUUGCCUGGAAGCAUUGGUCCGCCAGGACAGGUUGUGUACCAGAAAGGAAGCCAAGCAGCACCGAUCCCAGGUCCACAGGGGCCUCCUGGAACGCCUGGGGUCCCUGGAAUUCCAGGAGCUGUAGGGUUCAGAGGGGAGAGAGGUGCACCUGGCCUUAAAGGUGACGAUGGAGACCCAGGAGAGGAUGGGGCUCCGGGUAAACCUGGAGGAGCAGCGGAUGUACAAAAAGCUCUUGGCAUCCUUGGUAUUCAGGUGUCUGAUCUGAAGGUGAUGGUAGACAGGAAGGACAUGGUGGUGGCUCCAAAAGUGCAAAAGGGAGAGAGGGGUGAAAAGGGAAACAACGGUGAAAGUGGGCCGAGAGGACCGUCUGGUGCAGAUGGCAUUCGUGGUUUUCCAGGCGAGAGGGGAGGCAAAGGGGAUCAAGGUGAUCGAGGAGCUACGGGAUCCCCUGGGCUUCCAGGAAGAGCCAUUGGAGAGCAAGGAUCACAGGGACCUCCGGGGGCUGCUGGAGAGUCUGGGAAGCCAGGAAUCCCUGGUGUUCCUGGACGAGCAGGGGAACUGGGGGAAGCUGGACGACCAGGAGACAAGGGAGAGAGAGGAGAGAAAGGGGACAAAGGAGACGGUGGUAAAAUGGGAUUAACAGGACCAGCCGGCCCCCCGGGUCAAAAGGGAGCUGAAUCAGUACUAAUUGGUACAACAGGGGUUAGAGGCCCUCCUGGACUCACAGGACAGAAGGGAGAGCCUGGUGUGACUGGGCAAACAGGAACAAAAGGAGAGCGGGGUUAUGUGGGACCUCGUGGUGAAAAAGGAGAGAGAGCAGAACCUGGAGAGAAAGGGCGUGAUGGCCUGUCGGGCGCAGCAGGAGAACCAGGGAAACCAGGUCAGGAUGGGAAACCGGGCUCAGCAGGGUCUGCUGGUUCUCGAGGCACACCAGGAAACCCAGGAGAGCCCGGACUAAGGGGUCCAACUGGUCCCAUGGGUCCCACUGGCCUGCCAGGUCCUCUCGGCGUGAAGGGAAAUCAAGGAGAAGCAGGCAUUGGUGUUCAGGGUCCUCCUGGCGCUCAGGGCAGCACAGGUCUGCCAGGACCACCAGGUCCUCCAGGAGCUGUAGGUCCACAGGGCCCUCCAGGAUUGCCAGGGCAGGUGGGCGAAUCAGGUAAACCAGGGGUUCCUGGAAGAGAUGGGGUCCCUGGUAAAGAAGGAAUACCUGGGUUACCAGGGAAGCAGGGUAUUGCUGGAUCCGUAGGCCAAGCUGGUUUAAAGGGGGAGCAGGGAGACAGCGGCCCUCCAGGGAAGGCUGUGGCUGGACUCCCUGGAGCAAAAGGAGACAGGGGUUUUCCUGGUCAAACAUUGCCAGGCAUAGCUGGAGAGCAAGGCACACCUGGAGAAAAGGGUAACAGGGGAGACAAGGGUGGUCCUGGCAUCAGAGGAGACAGAGGAGUGGCUGGUGAAGCAGGAGACCCUGGCGAGGACGGGACACCAGGAUCCCCAGGGCCAAAAGGAGAUAAGGGAGAAAGAGGUGUAGGAUUUGCAGGUCAGCCUGGUGGUACUGGGCCUGCAGGCUUGAAGGGAGAUGCAGGGCUCCCUGGGCCAGCUGGUCCUCCAGGGCUCCAGGGAAAGCCAGGGGACCGUGGUCAGCCUGGUUUGAGAGGAGAAAAUGGACAGCCAGGACCUCCUGGACCCCCAGGGGAGAGGGGCCUACAAGGGUUUGCAGGCCGUGUAGGAAAUACUGGACCUUCUGGUCCUUCUGGACCUCCAGGCGAGGCGGGCUCUCCAGGUACAAAUGGGCUCAAGGGGGAUAAGGGAGAAGUUGGUGUUGGUUCCCCUGGUCUUCGAGGAGAAAGAGGAGAUCCAGGGACCAGAGGAGAGGACGGUCGAGCUGGCUUGGAUGGGGAGAGAGGACCAACAGGUCCCCUAGGGGUUCGAGGUAUUCGGGGAGAAAAGGGAGACGGUGGGCCACAAGGUGACAAAGGAGACAAGGGCGACACUGUGCUAGUCGGAGGACCUCCUGGAGAAAAGGGCAUCAGAGGAGAAACAGGUGACCGAGGACCCAAAGGUACAAAUGGGGAAAAGGGAGGAAAGGGUCAGGAGGGUCCACUUGGACAGCAGGGUCAGAGGGGAGAACCUGGAGAGCGAGGAUCCACUGGGUUCCCUGGGGCUCGUGGCCCUGGUGGACAGAAGGGAGAAGCAGGCCUACCUGGAGUACCCGGUGAAUCUGGUUUUCCUGGAAAAGAUGGCAUGAUAGGCCUACAAGGUGAAAAGGGAGACUUUGGUAUCAAAGGACUGAGAGGCAUCAAGGGUGAACGUGGCAUCAAGGGGGCUUGUGGGAGUGAUGGAGCCAAAGGAGAUAAGGGAGAGACUGGUUUUCCUGGACGGGCAGGUCUCCUAGGGAGAAAAGGUGAACAGGGUGAACUUGGAUCUGCUGGGGCCCCCGGGAGCCCAGGAAAAGAGGGAAUAGUUGGCCCCAAGGGUGACCGUGGCUUUGAUGGGCUUAUUGGACCUAAGGGAACUCAAGGAGAGAAAGGUGAAAGGGGACCACCUGGUGUUCCUGGACCUCCAGGUCCCAGAGGAGUGGAUGGGCCCGCUGGCUUGACAGGCGCACAAGGAGUAGCUGGUAUUAAAGGUCCCGAGGGUCUGCAGGGGCAGAAGGGGGAGAGAGGUCCAAUUGGACCAGCCAUGGUCGGUCCACGUGGAAUCCCAGGGAUCCCAGGGGAACGAGGGGAGCUUGGAGAGAUGGGACCAGAUGGACCCAAGGGAGACAGAGGAGAGCCAGCCAUGACGGAAGAGGCGAUCAGAGAUUAUGUUCGCACAGAGAUGAGUCAGCACUGUGCAUGUGGAGGUUUAGGCCCACGUACUCGGUCAGAACCCGCACUCAGGGCUCAGCCGUCAACAGAGCAACAGGUGCUGUUUGGUGAGAAGGGCCGUCAGCUGCGUGUAGUGGUGAACACCAAUGACCCGGACUAUGAGCACAUCUACUCCAUCGAGGCCCUGGACCAACCCGCAGAUGAUCUGCUCUACAUGUCUACGCAGCCAGUCAAACAGACUGAAGGUGAGAAUAACAAUCAGCAAUCUGAGAAAAAAGUCAAAACUGUACCAAACAAAUCAGCGAGUGCUGACAAAAAGAAGAAAGCAACAGUUGCUGGUCAGAAAAAAGUCACAGUUUCACCCCCGAAAGCAGACAAGUUCAAAUCAGUCAGGGCCAAGAGGAGAGUCAAAGGGGAAGGAGACCUGCCUGCUGCCCUAGGAUGCCUGAUGCCCAUGGAUGAGGGGAACUGUGAACGGUACACGCUGCGCUGGUACUAUAACAGUCAGGUUGACGCAUGCAGACCAUUCAUCUACAGUGGCUGUGAAGGAAACGAUAACCGCUUCCUCCACAAGGAGGAGUGUGAGGAGGCCUGCCUUGGGGAGGCCACAGGUUCUCAUCCCGUAAAGACGGCGCGGUGAUUGUGUUCAACUCCUCAUUUGCCAGGAAUGUUAAAUUGCCUUUUCAGAUCAUUAUAUUGUCCAUUUGUCAGUGGUUAUGUUCGUUUUUGUUUAUUUAUUGGUUGUUUAAACCAAACAAAGUGGAUACCGUGAUGACCCCUUACUAUAUUUUGGUAAGAAAAAAAGAAAAAUACUUUUCAUAUGGUUUCAAAUACUUGUGGGCAUUUUUUACACUGUUUUAGAUGCUAAAAAAUGAAAUAAUGAAAGUAUUUUUUUUCUGUGACAGUAAUGUCUAUGAUAACGUAUGUAAAAGUAUUCAAGGCAGUACAAACUCAAGAGAAAUACAUCAUUCUGAAUUGUCAGAAGAAAAGGACCUUAGAACUAUAAUCAAGACAUUCAAGUAAUCUUCACAAAAAAAGCACGGUGAAUUUUGUGA